Molecule: messenger RNA, 435 nt
Organism: Protopolystoma xenopodis
Lineage: Eukaryota; Metazoa; Platyhelminthes; Monogenea; Polystomatidea; Polystomatidae
Source: the annotation of a GenBank genome assembly
AUGACUACCUAUGCCAUAGUCUAUUACGUGUCAAACCGCAAAUGUUGUUCUACAUUGAACCUAGUCACGAUAGAUGCGGCGGAGACUAGAGCUAGUUGGCUAACACUCGUUUCUUCUACACCUGACCCAAUUGGCAUCAAGUCUGUUCAACUGUGCCCUUUCGUCACCUCACCUUCCUUCGUCACUGCACCUACACUUUUAUACGCGACUGCGCAAAGCGGGUCCUUUACUACCACGACAAACACUGUAACUGCGGCUUCUUCCGUCAUGCUUCUUCCUUCUCAUUCUCUGCCUCAGGCUCCACCAGUCCUUGUUCCUCUCGGUCUGACUGCUCAGUCGUCAUCAAGUCCGGGCAUAAGUAGCAUUCCUUAUCAUUCACCGGGACAAUCGCAGCCGCAGCUGCAUCAACAGCCUGUGAAAGGUAUGCUGAUAUAG